Messenger RNA from Drosophila grimshawi, 702 nucleotides. RefSeq lists its product as uncharacterized. The coding region runs from base 1 to 702 and encodes 233 amino acids. The record is from RefSeq and is a predicted model, not a curated record. Lineage: Eukaryota; Metazoa; Arthropoda; Insecta; Diptera; Drosophilidae. The transcript is spliced from 2 exons.
AUGAACCAUUUUUUAGCUGUCCUACUCUGCAGCCCACUCUGUACAAGCCAACAGCUUGCCCAAAACCAGAACCAGCCCAAACCCAAUGACGGUGAGGAGGCACUUAGGUUGGAGGCCUUGCUGAAAUACUCACGGAAAAUCACAACUCAGAAGCCCGAUAGCACAUCCACAGCGACGUCCAAGACCGGCUUGGCCAACGACGAUCCUUUGGAGGAUCAAGACUAUAAUUUCCUAACUGAUCGACUGCCCCACCUGACGGACGAUGAAUUCAACAGUUUGAGUCACGAUGCCAAUCCGUUGCACUUUCUCAAGCAGCUGGCAGAUGAAAAUAAAGCCAAUGCUGACCCGGACAAAACUCUGACAGAACCAGAAUCAACCCAGGCGCAGGAAAAUAAUUCUGAAUCCGUUGCUGGCGCACCUAUUUAUAUCACCAUACCCAUCUACAUCAAUACAUCUGGGACAUUGCCGCUCAGUUUGACUAUUGGUGAACAGGAUUUGCAGCUGCAACAGGUGAAGAACAGUUCAACCCAAAAGAACCAGCAAUCCACCGAGCCGCUCAACACGUACUUUAAUCGCUUGCUGGCGCAGAUCGAUCCACCCAGGAGGCGCAUUACGAAUCGUCAUCGCAGCCAGGGCCGCAGCCAGAGCCGCAGCAAGAUCCAAUUGCUUCGGGAUUACAAUAAUGCCCAGCUCAAUGAAUAG